AUGGAUGUUAUAGCAAAAAACAGGCUAUUGUCGGAAUCGGAAAUAACAAUUUGGCAAGGUAGCAAAGAGAAGGUUAAAAAGUGGCACGAAAAGGUAGCAGCGGAUUUACAACAGAAGGCGAAGAUGAGAUGGAUAGGUUUAGGAGACGAAAACACCAAUUAUUUCCAUUCUAUAGUAAACAAUCACAUAGCACGAAACAAGAUCAGUGGUUUAUGGAUAAAUGGGGAUUGGAUCUCGGACCCGAAAGAAAUUAAAACACAAUUCUUGGUGGCCUUUAAAGAAAAGUUCAAAGAACCGGUAAGAGCAAGACCGAGAAUAGGAGCUAGGGGCUUCAAAAGGUUAACAAAGGCACAAGCCGAAGGCCUAAUAAGUAAUUUCUCGCUUCAGGAGGUACAUGAUGCAGUUUGGGAUUUUGGAAUAAACAAGUCGCCUGGGCCGGACGAGAUUACUUUUAAGCUUAUCAAGUCAUAUUGGGAGGAGAUGAAGGGACUAAUUAUGGAGGUUAUGGAUCAGUUUUAUACAUACUGA
Messenger RNA from Helianthus annuus (common sunflower), 528 nucleotides. RefSeq lists its product as uncharacterized. The record is from RefSeq and is a predicted model, not a curated record. The transcript has a single exon. The coding region runs from base 1 to 528 and encodes 175 amino acids. NCBI's taxonomy places the organism in Eukaryota, Viridiplantae, Streptophyta, Magnoliopsida, Asterales, Asteraceae.